Messenger RNA from Mesoplodon densirostris (Blainville's beaked whale), 603 nucleotides. Its product is annotated as ankyrin repeat domain-containing protein 42-like. The transcript has 5 exons. The record is from RefSeq and is a predicted model, not a curated record. Bases 1 to 603 code for a protein of 200 amino acids. Lineage: Eukaryota; Metazoa; Chordata; Mammalia; Artiodactyla; Ziphiidae.
AUGCAUCAAAUUGUCACUGACCUUCAGAUACAGUUUUCGUUCUUCACUGGUGCGUUUGCCCAUUUAGCAGCAGUAAAGCUAUUGGAAGGACUACAGAAAUAUGAUAUAGAUAAUGAGAGUGAAGUUGAUGAAAAUGAUAUUAAGUUUUUCAUAAGACAUGGUGUUGAGGGAAGCACUGAUGCCAAGGAUGAUAUAGGUCUCAGUGAGUCGGAUAAAACAGAUGCCAGAGUGAGAGCUUAUAAGAAAAUUGUAGAAUUGAGACACCUCCUGGAAAUUGCUGAGAGCAACUAUAAACACUUGGGAGGCAUAACAGAAGAAGAUCUAAAGCAGAAGAAAGAACAGCUUGAGUCUGAAAAGACUAUCAAAGAGCUGCAGGGCCACCUGGAGUAUGAACGACUACGCAGAGAAAAAUUAGAAUGUCAGCUGGAUGAGUAUCGAGCAGAGGUGGAUCAACUCAGGGAGAUGCUGGAAAAAACUCAGGUUCCCAACUUUGCGGCUGUGGAUGUGGAACCGGGUUGGGCUUUGAUAUGGUCUCUGCUGGGCUUCUCCCUGUCCUCUGACAUCCUAGCCUGUGAGCCUGUAAGAGUCCUUGGAGCAAUCUGA